Bombina bombina (fire-bellied toad) is the source of this 2208-nucleotide messenger RNA. RefSeq names its product solute carrier family 23 member 3 (gene SLC23A3). The record is from RefSeq and is a predicted model, not a curated record. Gene Ontology annotation, cellular component: membrane. NCBI's taxonomy places the organism in Eukaryota, Metazoa, Chordata, Amphibia, Anura, Bombinatoridae. Gene Ontology annotation, molecular function: transmembrane transporter activity. Gene Ontology annotation, biological process: transmembrane transport. The coding region runs from base 1 to 1779 and encodes 592 amino acids. The transcript has 12 exons.
AUGUCUAUAAUCUGUUGUGGAACUAAAGCUACUCGACUGCCCUCUUACAAAUUGCAGCAAACACCUCCUUGGAUUUUAAGCGUAUUGUUUGCACUCCAGCACCUGGUAGUUCAAGCCUCCCUGCUGUGCACCUGCCACUUCCUGCUUCUCCAGAGUCGCCCCCUACAGCUACAGGAUCAGAGCCAGCUACUCGCCAGUAGCCUGUUCACGUGUGGCAUUACUACAAUUCUGCAAAGCAGUCUGGGAACCAGGCUGCCUCUAGUGCAAGCACCCACCUUUGAACUGCUUAUUCCAGCGCUGAUUCUCAGCAAACAAACUGUUUUAAAUAGAACAUCAAAUAAUGAGACACAGAGAUCCUUGAUCUGUACAGGUUCUGAUUGUGAACAGCUCCAGAAUGGACCUCAUUCAGUUAGUGAGGUAUCAGGAGCCCUAUUAGUUACAGGACUGCUACAGUUGCUGUUCGGUGCUACAGGGCUUUGGGGUUGGAUCCUUCAACAUUCUGGACCCAUGGUGAUAGCGCCCACUCUUUCCAUCAUUGGUCUCUCUUGUUUCAAGCAGGCAACUUUUUGCUGCUCCUCAAGCUGGGGCAUUGCAUUACUUCUCAUCUUUAUAACUGGGUUGCUGUCACAGAAUUUGCACUCUUGUCACAUUCCUAUUUAUUCUUGGGAACUGAAAAGACGAACUGACAGAAGAUAUGUGCCAGUGCUACGCAUGCUUUCGAUGUUGCUACCAAUUGCCUGCAUCUGGAUCGUGUUCAUCAUUCUGAAAAUAGUCAUUAAGCGCAAAGAGGUUGAAAGUGCUAUCAGACUUGUACAGAAUCAGUCAACACUCAUCACAGCCAACAGUUCUAGUUCUGUCACUGGCUUUGGUGUGGAAUUAGAAUAUAUCCCUUGGUUUCAAAUUCCAUCGCUGGGUGGCUUUGGUUGGCCUCAGUUUAAUUUCCAGACACUGACUGUGGGAAUUGCUAUGACUGUAACUUCCAGCUUGUCUUCUCUGGGCUGUUAUAUUUUGUGCUCUCGGGUUAUGUCGAGCCCACCCGUUCCCUCUCAUGCUUGCAACCGGGGGAUCUCCAUGGAAGGUGUAGGGAAUAUCUUGUCGGGAGUCCUUGGAAGCAUUUGUGGUGUAGGAUCCAGCAUUACUAAUGCGGGCAUGGUAGGACUCACACAGGUGGGAUCUCGGCACCCUGUGCAGAUCAGUGCAGUACUGUUUGUGAUCCUGGGCUCCUCUCCUAAGAUGUCAGAAAUCUUGAUGAGCAUUCCUCUUGCUGUGCAUGGUGGAGUUCUAUGUCUCACUUAUUCAGUAGCAGUGGGUGCUGGAGUAUCCUAUUUUCAGUAUGCAGAUAUAGACUCCGGAAGAAACAUCUUUAUUGUAGGCUUUGCCAUGUUUAUGGCACUAUUAAUCCCGAGGUGGCUGGUGGCACAUCCAGGACAUCUGGUCACCGGUUGGGAGCCUUUCGAUUUAUUCCUGCUCUCCCUUUUAACGGUUCCUGUUUUUAUGUGUGGCUUGCUCUCUUUCAUCCUGGAUAACACUGUCACAGGAACCCUGCGGGAGCGAGGACUAGAUACCAAUUUCACAUCCUGUCUUCCUGUGCUAUCAAAGGGAAUAACCAAGGGCCAGCAAGAUGAACUGGCAGAAGCUUAUGGCCUCCCAUGUGGACUGUCUUCUUUCUUUCCAACUGUUUAUCCAUGCAACCAGCUAUGCCCCCCACAACUUGAGAUAGUCACAAUCAUUGAGGGAGAAGAGGACAAACUAUUAUCAAAACCUGUAACUGACUCAUAGUGAAAAUAAGGCAAACAGACAUAUCUGAAAUCAACGUUGAAAUACAAACACUAUGGACCACAAUCCUCUUGGACAAAUUUUAGUCCUAGCUCUGUUAACACAUUUGGAUAAAGCACAGAGACUCAUUCUCUCUCACAACUACUACAAGUUCAGCAUAUAAAACAAGAUCCUUAUUAAACAGGCAUUCCAUAAGAUAACAAACAAGGCAAUAUAUCAUUCCCUAUUUCAUUUAAAAGCCAAUAAUUAUAAACUAUGCUUAAUACGAAAGAUUCCUUUUUAAAAGGAAAAAAAGCUGUGUAAAGGGCCAUUAUAAUGGAAAGAUUACAUACUCUAAUUUGUUAGAGUAUGUCAUUUCAACACUGGACACUUUACAAUGCUAUCACCUAGAUUACUAGUGGCACGCAAACAGUAGCGCAAGUGCACUAUGUU